This is a messenger RNA of Mus caroli (Ryukyu mouse), 1784 nucleotides long. RefSeq names its product homeobox B5 (gene Hoxb5). Gene Ontology annotation, cellular component: nucleus. Gene Ontology annotation, biological process: regulation of transcription by RNA polymerase II; anterior/posterior pattern specification. The record is from RefSeq and is a predicted model, not a curated record. Gene Ontology annotation, molecular function: RNA polymerase II cis-regulatory region sequence-specific DNA binding; DNA-binding transcription factor activity, RNA polymerase II-specific. Lineage: Eukaryota; Metazoa; Chordata; Mammalia; Rodentia; Muridae.
AUGAGCUCGUACUUUGUAAACUCCUUCUCGGGGCGUUAUCCAAAUGGCCCGGACUAUCAGUUGCUAAAUUAUGGCAGUGGCAGCUCUCUGAGCGGCUCUUACAGGGAUCCCGCUGCCAUGCACACCGGCUCUUACGGCUACAAUUACAAUGGGAUGGAUCUCAGCGUCAACCGCUCCUCGGCCUCCUCCAGCCACUUUGGGGCGGUGGGCGAGAGCUCGCGCGCCUUCCCCGCGUCCGCCCAGGAGCCCCGCUUCAGGCAGGCGACGUCCAGCUGUUCCCUGUCCUCGCCCGAGUCCCUGCCCUGCACUAACGGCGACAGCCACGGCGCCAAGCCCUCUGCUUCGUCCCCUUCUGACCAGGCGACCCCAGCCAGCUCCAGCGCCAAUUUCACCGAAAUAGACGAGGCCAGCGCGUCCUCUGAGCCCGAGGAAGCGGCGAGCCAGCUAAGCAGCCCCAGCCUGGCUCGGGCACAGCCAGAGCCCAUGGCCACCUCUACAGCCGCGCCCGAGGGGCAGACUCCACAGAUAUUCCCCUGGAUGAGGAAGCUUCACAUCAGCCACGAUAUGACUGGGCCAGACGGAAAAAGGGCCCGGACCGCCUAUACUCGCUACCAGACCCUGGAGCUGGAAAAGGAAUUCCACUUCAAUCGCUACCUGACCCGGCGGCGACGUAUCGAGAUCGCCCACGCGCUUUGCCUGUCCGAGCGUCAGAUCAAAAUCUGGUUCCAGAACCGUCGCAUGAAGUGGAAGAAAGACAACAAACUGAAAAGUAUGAGUCUGGCUACAGCCGGCAGCGCCUUCCAACCUUGAGCCCACCCGGAGGAGCCCUGGGCGGCCCGAGAGCCCGCACCACCCCCAGCUCGAUCCUUCCAAUCUUCCCUGCACUGCCGCUGCCCGCUGGGGACCAGUUCCCACGAGCCUGUCACACCCCAGUCCUGUGUUACAAUUUUUCGUUUGGUCUUGGGUCUUCCCAUGGCUCCCUCUCUCCUGGACUGGUUAUCUUGUUAUUAUUGUUAAUAAUAAUAAUUAUUUCCCCCUCGGUGCUCCCCACUUCUCUUGGCUCGCCCCCCCAAGUUGUCAGUGUUUCUGAAUGUCCUCGUGUCUGUGGUUGCGCUCCUUUCCCCAGGAAAAAGAAAAGAAAAAGAAAUUCGCAUGUUUAAUGUGACUUCCCCUCCCUGUCUGUGUUCUAACUUAUUUAUAAAAGGAUGAUGGCUGUAUUUUGAGUUUCUGCUGGAAACUUCCGUAAGGGGCAGCAGUUGAGGUUGGGUAGUGCUGGGCCCAGCUGAGCUGGCCUGGGAAAUGGAGCCCAUGUCUGUGUCUCUUUUCUCCCACCUCAUCCUUCUUCAGCCCCCACCCCCCGCCCCCACUCCCUAGGCUCAGGUAGCUUGUUCCUUGGGGUGGGAAGGGAGCUAGGGAAGGGUCCAAGUGUGGACAUUGAGAAGAGGAGAGGAAAAGAGAAAGAGCUGAACUCCUGCUGCCUGGUAGGCCCCACAAGGCCUAGUCUAGAAGUGUAUGGAAUCAGAAAUAAUCCUCAGUGUAAAAUGUCUUGUGAUUUUUCUCUGUGAAUAUGUGGGUCUGGCUAGAAGGCCCAAUGCUGUACAUAUGGGGAUAGUCUGGGUCAGGUCAAUCACUUCCUCUCUCACCCAUUUCGCUUCCAAGACCAUUUGUAGUGAGUGGCUGCUGUGCUAUGUGUGAAAUCUCUCUUUGCCAGGCCUCUCUCAGUGAUUAGCUUUUGGUAUGUCUGUAGCUUUCCUUGAAGUUGAAUAAAUGUUUCCCCCACUCCA